Messenger RNA from Hordeum vulgare subsp. vulgare (domesticated barley), 11242 nucleotides. RefSeq names its product DNA-directed RNA polymerase subunit beta. The coding region runs from base 7266 to 10496 and encodes 1076 amino acids. The record is from RefSeq and is a predicted model, not a curated record. Gene Ontology annotation, biological process: DNA-templated transcription. Gene Ontology annotation, molecular function: ribonucleoside binding; DNA binding; DNA-directed RNA polymerase activity. The transcript has a single exon. NCBI's taxonomy places the organism in Eukaryota, Viridiplantae, Streptophyta, Magnoliopsida, Poales, Poaceae.
CCUUACUAUAUUUACCCUUCCUUUGCAUCCCCCUCAAAAAAAGAGGGCGCUCCGGAGGCAGAAAUAGAACUAGCCAACAGAGCCCCAAAAUUGGGUAUUAACUGAGACAAACAACGGGCAAACUGUUUUUAAAAGGAAGGGAGAGGUAGACUGUCCCUUUCAUUUCAUUUUUAUUUUCUGCAAGGUAGGGAGAAGCCUUGCGCCUUCUUUUUGUGAAGGCAAGUGGCUUCGCAAAUUGCUCAAUUUUGCCCUCUAGGGCCCGGAACUAAUGAAUAAAAAAGGGUUGGAUACGCCCCUCUACCAUAUCUAGAGAAAUAGAAUACUCCUUUUAUAGAGACUGCUAAGUGCGGAGACGGGAAUCGAACCCGUGACCUCAAGGUUAUGAGCCUCGUGAGCUACCAAACUGCUCUACUCCGCUCUGUAGUACCAGAAACUGGUGGACAAAAAAGGCUUGAAUACAAGCCUUUAACAUGUCUAGACAAAUAGAAUACUCCUUUUAUACAGAAUGGAGCGGGUAGCGGGAAUCGAACCCGCAUCGUUAGCUUGGAAGGCUAGGGGUUAUAGUCGACGUUGGUUGAUUAUUUUUAACGUCUCUAAUUCAAAACCGAACAUGAAAUUUUGAUUUCAUUCGGCUCCUUUAUGGAUAUUCUCACCACUUAACAUCUAUGUCAGCUUUUCUAUUUGAAUGGAACCAAAGCUCUCUGCUUUCUAGAUGAUCCUUAUAGAGUAGGAGAUAGAAAUUCUAUCUAAAUCCAUCUAAUCUACUUACUUCGUUCCCUAAUUUCAUUCAAGAGAUCCUGAGGAAAAGAAUUGGGUUUCCACCGAGCUGAAACAAUAUGCGGAUGGUUCUAGUAAACCAAAACUAUCGUUUUUUAGCUAUUUGGCUUCCUUAUCCUUUAACAAAAGAAGAUUUAGUUACGAUUGGAAAUCAACUUUUUUGUAUCUUCAUCCAUAGAUCCUUUACUCAUAUUUUCAAAAUUGGAAUACUUAAAUCCAAUGCAAAAUUAUGCUUCGCGACUCUGUACUCAUAUCAUAAUCCAAUUUUUAUUUUGGAUGCAAUUUAAAUUAGUUUUUGGGUACAAAUCGCCAGAAUGUAUAUUCUUCCUCAAUAUGCUAUUGAGAGGAAAAGGAUUUAAUCCUUUAUAAGAACUAAAGUUUUCAUCGGAAUAUAAAAAAAAACUUAAGGAUGCCUUAAGUAUAUCAUUUCAAAUUCAGUUAUUAAUAGAACGAAUCACACUUUUACCACUAAACUAUACCCGCUACAUUGUAUAUUAUGGUAUAAAUGGUACCCUUUGUCAAGGAUAGCCAUUUGACAAGGAGGCUAAUUCCCCCUUAUUGAAUCAGAUGGAGAAGGUUCAUGACACUGAGCCAUUGGUACUUCUACUUCGAUCGCGCGCCUUUACUUUAGGAUUUAGAUAGCCCCUCUCCCUCUGGUCUGUAAAAUAAAUCUCUUCUUACCCUGCUAAUAGCGCCUGAACCAAAUGUAUUUAUUUUGAUUAGGAUCCUAUCCUAUUCUACGGUUACGACUACAAUAAUCAUUAUUUACUUUGCGAGGACGUAAGUGUGCCAGACUGCUAAAUUGUUUUAUUAUUCCUACAAUAUAAACUAGGGGAUAUAGGGGGUAACACUGUCCCUAUAAAUUCCUUUUUUCCUUUUCUUUUUUGUCCAGAAUUGAACAAAAAAGAAAUUAUAGAAGAUGUUUUCUUCCCCCAUUAAGUCCGAGCCAUAGAGUAAGAGUGAGAUGAGUUUUCCAAAUUCAUCAUAGACUUUCCCUAUGGCUUGAUAGAAGUAAGAAGCAAAGAGUUGUAACUUAAAGAGUCGUAACUUAAAGAAAAAAACGGACAGGGCUGACAGAUUUACCUGAUGUAAAGAAGAUCCUAAAAGUCUAUGAUUAGUCGACUCUCUCCAUUUAACACUUUCCUCUCUCUCCUUUUUUCCACUGACUCAAUGCUAGUUUAUUAGAUUCUUGUUUAAAAGAAUCAAAAAAGUUCAAUAGAACUAAGAACACAUAAAAAAUAGCAUAGAGGAUCAAGGCCAUUACCAAAAGUUCCUCCCAAGGAUCCUAUCCUAUUGGGUAUCUGUUCCCUGCCUUUUCCCGCUAGGAUUGGAAAUCUUAUAUUUUCCAUAUACCAUUGAAUCCUUGGGGUUCCAGAAUCCGCCUAUUUUACUAGCCUUCGGAAACGGAAAACCAUGAACCAAGAAGAGUUGGGUAUGUUUUUUUUUCUUAAUUUUAUUUUGAGCUCUCAAGAUAUCAAUACAUAUACAAUCUAUACAUAAUGUCUCUCUCUAUAUCUCUAUAUAUUAUAUAUAUAUAAUAUGUACAUUAUGCAGUAGACCCAUAAUGGGAAAUCAAAGUGGCAAAUUUUUGAAUUAAAUAAAAAGCCCUUUUAACUCAGUGGUAGAGUAAUGCCAUGGUAAGGCAUAAGUCAUCGGUUCAAAUCCGAUAAAGGGCUUUUUAAAUUAGUGGUAGAGUAAUCUCGUGCUAAGACGUAAGUCAUUGGUUCGAAUCUGAUAGAGUACUUUUCUACUAAAUUGAUUCGCUUUUUUCUUUGUUUUUGAAGCUUUCUCUUUAGAGAAUUUUAUGACUUAGUGCGGGAUGAAUGCAUUUUUGGUCUGAACACUAAAUGAAGCACGGAAUGGAAAUAAAAAAAAAAUUGGACUCUUUUUCAUCUUAUCUUAGAUCAAUAAAAUAACUACCUGUACUGAACUAAUCUAGAAUCCCUUUUAGUAAUCCAUUCUUAUUCUAUACAUUUAAAAUGAAUUUCCCUAAAAGGUAGAGGAUGAUCCAUGAAUUAAUCUAACCAUCAACUAAAAAAAUCCUAGAUGAAAACAUAGCAGAAAAGUUAGAAAAACUCUUUGCUUUGGAUCUAGUUAUACUUUUCGAGUAUAUUGACAAUUCAAAAAAACUGCUCAUACUAUGAUUAUAGUAUAAUCACGAGCGGUUGUAUAUGGCCCUAUCGUCUAGUGAUGCCCCUAUCGUCUAGUGGUUCAGGACAUCUCUCUUUCAAGGAGGCAGCGGGGAUUCGACUUCCCCUGGGGGUAGGGAGUAUUAUGAAAGGAGGUUAAUCAUAGAUUAGCAAAAACCCUAGAAUAAAUUCUUCCUGGGUCGAUGCCCGAGUGGUUAAUGGGGACGGACUGUAAAUUCGUUGACAAUGUCUACGCUGGUUCAAAUCCAGCUCGGCCCAAAAAUCUAGGGCUUCGUGAAUAUGAACUAAAUCCUUUUGUUUUUCUCCCAUAAAAUAAAAUGUCUGAUCUAUAGAAAUAAAAGAGAAAUAAAAAAGGGGAUUUUUUUUUCUAAUCCAUAUCUCUCUCAUUCCUUUCUUACAAACAAAAGAGUUUUUCUUGUUGAAGGGUGGAUUAUUAUCCAUUUUUAGUGAUAAAAAAUCACGACAUACUAGUUAUGUCACUCUCACUAUACCCACGUAUAAUAUAAUAUUAAUAUGUGGGUAUGUAGUAUAUGAUUCGUCUAUUUCUUAGAGUACGACAGACGAAUCGAAUCUUCUUAUGGUUCUAUUUAAGAAUGGGUAUGCCAUACACCCCGCGGGGAUUGUAGUUCAAUUGGUCAGAGCACCGCCCUGUCAAGGCGGAAGCUGCGGGUUCGAGCCCCGUCAGUCCCGAACUAGGGUUCAAUGAAUGGAGAAAUUCAUAUUUCCUUUUUCCAUGAAAAAAAAGGGGCAGGGAGCAAGAUCAAAUACCCAUAGGGCACCCUUACUUCACUUUUUUAUUUUGCAUCUCUCAUUAAAGAGGGAGGGAAGGAGUAUAGGAAUUUUUUUCACUACUCCCGAUCGAUAAAGAUAAAGAAAGACACACAUACGAUAUGUGGAUUAGUAGAAUUUUAGGAUAUUACUCUAUCUUUCUUUAUGAUGAUACCAUCCUCAUCUUAAUUUCCUAUUCCACUGUUAUGGAAUAGAGUACCGGUAUUUUACCGGAAUCCAUACAUAAAUUGUAUUCCCUUUUUAUUUCAGACCUCUUUUCCCCAUCUCACUUCUACUGCUUAUUUGGAUGUCUAUGUGACCCAUAGAAAGUUGCUCAUAUAAUACAUACAUAAUUGUAUGUAUAACUAUAAGAAAAAGGAAGAGAAAUUGUAUAAGAUUAAGAAAGCUCGUGGGUUAGAGAUAUAGAAAAGAAAAAGUAGAAAAAAAAGGAUUAAAAAAGAGGGAAUUCCUAAUCCAAUCAAAAAACCCAUUUUGGUCUUAGUAUGGAUAUAGGAUCUUCCUAUGUUAUACUAUAUAACUCUCAUCCAUGAAUUGAUUUGAUAGAUCCGAUAUUCAUAAUAUUGAAUUGAUUCAGUAUUAUCAGAAUGCAAGCCCUACCCUUGAAUUUACAAGAUACCCCUUUUUCCUCUCCAUGGGAUUACAUCCCGAGUUAUUGUGAAAAUAAAAAAUAAAGAGGUUAUGGAAGUCAAUAUUCUCGCAUUUAUUGCUACUGCACUGUUCAUUCUAAUUCCUACUUCUUUUUUACUUAUUAUUUAUGUAAAAACAGUCAGCCAAAAUAAUUAAGUGGAAUUCCAAUUAAUCAUUGAAGAAAUGAAAAAGGGAUUAAAUAAAAAAAAUCCAAGUCUUAAAUGAAAGGAUCUGGUUGGAAUCUUAAAGUGUGGUAGAAAGAACUACAUAUAGUUUUUUCUACGACACUUUAGAGUCUUUCUAUUAUAUUAUCUUUGAAUCUACAUAGAAUAGAUUAGUAGAUUGAAAUAGUUAAGUAGUCUAAUUCAAUUUCUUUUUUCAUUGCAUCCACUUAAUUUCAAUCAGGUCAAAAUAAAAAAAUCGAAGACAAUUCUUGACCAAAGAAUCCAUGGAAGGAAAGAAAAAUAAUAUAAGAAUAGACUAUAGUAAAAAGUAAAAGGAAAAAACCAGCGAAUCUUUCAUGCUUAAAUAUCCCGCGAGAUGCUUCAAAAGAGAAUAAAAAUUAUUCUAAGAAUAAAGAAAGAGUAUAAAACAAAUGGAAAAUGUGUGAUAUGCCGUGAAUAGUUCCGUGGAAGAAAGUCUAAUUUUCUUAUGUAUAGAACUUUUUUUAACCAUUAGUCAUUUCUAGUAGAAAUUCUUAAUUGGUAUAAUGGCUCUUUCUUACAAUACAAGAGUUUCUUACAGGAGUGAAACAAAACUAAAGAAAAAGAUUAAAGAAUAACGUUUGACAAAAUAAUUAAUGCAAAACGAUCAAUUAAAAAAAGAAUUGAUACAACAAUUUGAUUACUUAAUCAAUUAGUAGUAUCGUAUCCCUAGAGUCCACUCCUUCCCCAUACUACUAGUGAAAGAGAAAAUGUAAAGACUACCAUUAAAGCAGCCCAAGCGAGACUUACUAUAUCCAUCUAAAUUAUGUCUCCUAUUUCUAUGAAGGGAUUAUUCUACUAUUGAUCAAUAAUCAUAGUGGAAUCAAGGGUACAGAGUCAAAAAGGGCUUCUGCCCUAAGGCCAUGGAUCAAUCAGUUCAAGGAAUUUACUCCUAACAAAUUCUUAUAGGAAUUCUUGUAGAAUUAGAGAGCAUUAAAAAUACGAUACUAUAAAGCCCUUUUUUCCUUACCUUAAAAAAGAAAGAGUACGGGAAUGAUGUCCUGAAUAGAAGAAGCGGGAAUAGGAAGAUUUUUUAUUCCUUUUGUUACUCUAGUGUAUGUAGGUCACAUAAGAUGUACGAUAAAAAAAUGUAUGAUAAUUAGGAAGUCUUGAUAUUCUUUCGUGGAGUCCCUUCUGGAAUCUUAGAUUGAAAAAGAGAAGAAUGCCCCUUAGGGACCUUUCUUUGGAUACCAAGAUUUCUGACAUCUUAUCCUCGUAUUUAAAAAUUCUCAAAUCGAAUCAAUUAAGAACCAAUUCAAAUUCAUAUAAUAAAAGAAUAAGGAAACACUACCUCACCCCUAUUGAUAACCAUUUUGGCCACUACCGCCAAAACAAACCCUAACCCUAGUUUAAGGAUAGAACUAUGGUAUGGUUUCUCUAAACCCAGUAUCGGCAGGCUUAGUUACUCUCUUGCCCGAACUUAUGCGAAGUAAAAAUUGAUUGAAUUCGAUCAGUACUAGAAAACCUAAGUAUUUUAUUGAUCAGGCGGCACCCAGAUUUGAACUGGGGAUAAAGGAUUUGCAGUCCCCUGCCUUACCGCUUGGCCAUGCCGCCAAAAAAUCCGAUCGAAAAUCUAGAAAACAGCAAGUAUUCAUCCACGUUUUCUUACGAAAAGCCCCUUUCUUUUAUUUUGAAUAUAAUUAAACUUACUUUUUUCCAAUCUUUUUCAAAAAAGAUACUCCUGCUUUUUUUGAUCCAGUUUCGAUUAUUCUCCUCGAUAGAUUCUAUCUUAAAACAUACAUUGCUAACACAAUAAAACUUCCCAUUUCUUUCUAUUGAGAUGAAAAAGAAGAAAAGUGGAUUUCUAGUCACAGGCUGCAAAAUUCAGAACAAAUUGGAACCAUUAACUAGAAUUCUCUUUCUUUUUUGAAUUGCAGUAGUGAACUACUCUUAAAUCGGUAUUAUCUCCCCCCCUUCAAUUUCAAUGGCAUAAUAAAAUAUUAUGGCUUUAUGCUUAAUCCGUGUAUAGGUGAACUUUAGGUCCGAGCAGCAUUAUUAUCCAAAGAUCCCCUUUAUGUACAUAUCUCUAUGGGGAAUCGUGCUUUAAUUUUUCAAAGUAUUAAAUUAAAUAUCUUGAAUAAAAAAAGGAAAUUUGCUCUGAUAUUAGAGUAUAACCUGACUAUCUUGGCCUACCCAAGUGAAAUUACGAUAAAAGAAAAGCAUGGAUAUGGGGAGAGGUGGAUAAUUAGAUUGGCAUGUACUUAAAAAAGGGACUUACUUUAUUUUAGAAUUCCACAAUGAAAUACUUAAUUUUCUAGCAAUUAUACUACUCCGAUCCGAAAUAAAAAAGAACCCUCAAAUUAUUUUUAGAAAUUAAAGUAAGCACGCUAUUCUAAAUCGAAGUAAAGUAAAACUUUCUAGUGUAUUAUAUUACGGCUUUAUUACAUUCAUAGAAAGGGGAUAAAAUGAGAAAUCUUUGCCAUUCAAUCUGAUUAGAAUAUUAUAAAGUAUAAGUGGCAUAAUUUUUUUUGUAGGAAUAUUUUAGCAAUUCAUUUUCAUUUCAUUUGUACCCCUGGUAAACUAGAAUUUUCGUCGAAAUGGUCUCUAUUCAUAUGUAUGAAAUACAUAUAUGAAAUACGUAUGUGGAGUUCCCUAGAAUUUCAUGUGAUUCAGUAAACAGAAUAUAGAUUCCAUGAUUGCUAGAUCAAUCCGUAGGGAUUGAUGAAGAGUGAGCUGAUAAUGGAAUUUUUCUUUGAUAAACAGGAAACUUAAGAUUAAGAUGCUCCGGAAUGGAAACGAGGGAAUGUCCACAAUACCCGGAUUUAGUCAGAUCCAAUUCGAGGGAUUUUUUAGGUUCAUUAAUCAAGCCUUGGCAGAAGAACUUGACAAGUUUCCAACAAUUAAAGAUCCAGAUCACGAAAUUGCAUUUCAAUUAUUUGCGAAAGGAUAUCAAUUGCUAGAACCCUCGAUAAAAGAAAGAGAUGCUGUGUAUGAAUCACUCACCUAUUCUUCCGAAUUAUAUGUAUCUGCGAGAUUAAUUUUUGGUUUCGAUGUGCAAAAGCAAACCAUUUCUAUCGGAAACAUUCCUAUAAUGAAUUCCUUAGGAACCUUUAUUAUAAAUGGAAUAUACCGAAUUGUGAUCAAUCAAAUAUUGCUAAGUCCUGGUAUUUACUACCGCUCGGAAUUAGAUCAUAAGGGAAUUUCUAUCUACACCGGGACUAUAAUAUCAGAUUGGGGAGGGAGAUCGGAAUUAGCAAUUGAUAAAAAAGAAAGGAUAUGGGCUCGCGUGAGUAGAAAACAAAAGAUAUCUAUUCUAGUUCUAUCAUCAGCUAUGGGUUCGAAUCUAAGAGAAAUUCUAGAUAAUGUUUCCUACCCUGAAAUUUUCUUGUCUUUCCCGAAUGCUAAGGAGAAGAAGAGGAUUGAGUCAAAAGAAAAAGCUAUUUUGGAGUUUUAUCAACAAUUUGCUUGUGUAGGUGGGGACCUGGUAUUUUCGGAGUCCUUAUGCGAGGAAUUACAAAAGAAAUUUUUUCAACAAAAAUGUGAAUUAGGAAGGAUUGGUCGACGAAAUAUGAAUCGGAGACUUAAUCUUGAUAUACCUCAGAACAAUACAUUCUUGUUACCACGAGAUGUAUUGGCCGCUACGGAUCAUUUGAUUGGAAUGAAAUUUGGAACGGGUAUACUUGACGAUGACGAUAUGAAUCACUUGAAAAAUAAACGUAUUCGUUCGGUUGCGGAUCUGUUACAAGAUCAAUUCGGAUUGGCUCUUGGUCGUUUACAACAUGCAGUUCAAAAAACUAUUCGUAGAGUAUUCAUACGUCAAUCGAAACCGACUCCCCAAACUUUGGUAACUCCAACUUCAACUUCAAUUUUAUUAAUAACUACUUAUGAGACCUUUUUUGGCACAUACCCAUUAUCUCAAGUUUUUGAUCAAACGAAUCCAUUGACACAAACUGUUCAUGGGCGAAAAGUGAGUUGUUUAGGUCCUGGAGGGUUGACGGGGAGAACCGCAAGUUUUCGGAGCCGAGAUAUUCAUCCGAGUCACUAUGGGCGUAUUUGUCCAAUUGACACGUCUGAAGGAAUCAAUGUUGGACUUACUGGAUCCUUAGCAAUUCAUGCGAGAAUUGAUCACUUGUGGGGAUCUAUAGAGAGUCCGUUUUAUGAAAUAUCUGCUGAGAAAGCAAAAGAAAAAAAAGAGAGACAGGUGGUUUAUCUAUCACCAAAUAGAGAUGAGUAUUAUAUGAUAGCAGCAGGAAAUUCUUUGUCCUUGAAUCAAGGUAUUCAGGAAGAACAGGUUGUUCCAGCUAGAUACCGCCAAGAAUUCUUGACUAUUGCAUGGGAACAGAUUCAUGUUAGAAGUAUUUUUCCUUUCCAAUAUUUUUCUAUUGGGGGUUCUCUCAUUCCUUUUAUUGAGCACAAUGAUGCGAAUCGGGCUUUAAUGAGUUCUAAUAUGCAGCGCCAAGCAGUUCCACUUUCUCGGUCCGAGAAAUGCAUUGUUGGAACUGGAUUGGAACGCCAAACAGCUCUAGAUUCGAGGGUUUCCGUUAUAGCCGAACGCGAGGGAAAGAUCAUUUCUACUGAUAGUCAUAAGAUACUUUUAUCAAGUAGUGGGAAGACUAUAAGUAUUCCUUUAGUUAACCACCGUCGCUCUAACAAAAAUACUUGUAUGCACCAAAAACCUCGGGUUCCACGGGGUAAAUCCAUUAAAAAAGGACAAAUUUUAGCAGAAGGAGCUGCUACAGUUGGGGGGGAACUUGCUUUAGGAAAAAACGUAUUAGUAGCUUAUAUGCCAUGGGAAGGUUACAAUUUUGAAGACGCAGUACUAAUUAGCGAACGUUUGGUAUAUGAGGAUAUUUAUACCUCUUUUCACAUCCGGAAAUAUGAAAUUCAGACGGAUACGACAAGCCAGGGCUCCGCUGAAAAAAUCACUAAAGAAAUACCACAUCUAGAAGAACAUUUACUCCGCAAUUUGGACAAAAAUGGAGUUGUUAGGUUGGGAUCCUGGGUAGAAACUGGUGAUAUUUUAGUAGGUAAAUUAACGCCUCAGAUAGCGAGCGAAUCAUCAUAUAUCGCAGAAGCUGGAUUAUUACGGGCCAUAUUCGGCCUUGAGGUUUCCACUUCAAAAGAAACUUCUCUGAAAUUACCUAUAGGUGGAAGAGGGCGCGUUAUCGAUGUGAAAUGGAUCCAAAGGGACCCCCUCGACAUAAUGGUUCGUGUAUAUAUUUUACAGAAACGUGAAAUCAAAGUUGGGGAUAAAGUAGCCGGAAGACAUGGGAAUAAAGGGAUCAUUUCCAAAAUUUUGCCUAGGCAAGAUAUGCCCUAUUUGCAAGAUGGAACACCCGUUGAUAUGGUCUUCAAUCCCUUAGGAGUACCCUCCCGAAUGAAUGUGGGACAAAUAUUUGAAAGCUCGCUCGGAUUAGCGGGGGAUCUGCUAAAGAAACAUUAUAGAAUAGCACCCUUUGAUGAGAGAUAUGAGCAAGAGGCUUCAAGAAAACUUGUGUUUUCAGAAUUAUAUGAAGCCAGUAAAGAAACAAAAAAUCCAUGGGUAUUUGAACCCGAGUACCCGGGAAAAAGCAGAAUAUUUGAUGGAAGAACAGGCGACCCCUUUGAGCAACCUGUUCUAAUAGGGAAGUCCUAUAUCUUAAAAUUAAUUCAUCAAGUUGAUGAGAAAAUUCAUGGGCGUUCUACUGGGCCCUACUCACUUGUUACACAACAACCGGUUAGAGGAAGAGCCAAGCAAGGGGGACAACGAGUAGGAGAAAUGGAAGUUUGGGCUUUAGAAGGAUUUGGUGUUGCUCAUAUUUUACAAGAGAUACUUACUUAUAAAUCUGACCAUCUUAUAGCUCGCCAAGAAAUACUUAAUGCUACGAUCUGGGGAAAAAGAAUACCUAAUCAUGAGGAUCCUCCAGAAUCUUUUCGAGUGCUCGUUCGAGAACUACGAUCUUUGGCUCUAGAACUGAAUCAUUUCCUUGUAUCUGAAAAGAACUUCCAGGUUAAUAGGGAGGAAGUUUGAUCGGAAUAAAUAUAAAUUCUUUUCUUAUUUCUAUUUUAUGAUUGACCAAUAUAAACAUCAACAACUUCAAAUUGGACUCGUUUCCCCUCAACAAAUAAAGGCUUGGGCUAACAAAAACCUACCUAAUGGAGAAGCCGUUGGCGAAGUCACAAGGCCCUCUACUUUUCAUUAUAAAACCGAUAAACCAGAAAAAGAUGGAUUGUUUUGCGAAAGAAUCUUUGGACCCAUAAAAAGCGGGAUUUGCGGUUGUGGCAAUUCUCGAGCGAGCGGAGCUGAAAACGAAGACGAAAGAUUUUGCCAAAAAUGCGGGGUAGAAUUUGUGGAUUCUCGGAUACGAAGAUAUCAAAUGGGAUACAUCAAACUCGCAUGUCCCGUGACUCAUGUGUGGUAUUUGAAAGGUCUUCCUAGUUAUAUCGCGAAUCUUUUAGAUAAACCUCUUAAGAAGUUGGAGGGCCUAGUAUACGGCGAUUUCUCUUUUGCUAGGCCCAGCACUAAAAAACCCACUUUUUUACGAUUACGAGGUUUAUUCGAAGAGGAAAUUGCAUCCUGUAACCACAGCAUUUCUCCCUUUUUUUCUACCCCAGGCUUUGCAACAUUUCGAAAUCGGGAAAUUGCGACAGGAGCAGGUGCUAUUAGAGAACAAUUAGCAGAUUUGGAUUUGCGAAUUAUUAUAGAGAAUUCUUUGGUCGAAUGGAAGGAAUUAGAAGACGAGGGGUAUAGUGGAGAUGAGUGGGAAGAUAGAAAAA